AGGCUCCUGCGGAGCCCGGGUGCUGGAGUCCCUCUGCCAACUGAGAGCAGCGACCGUCCCCGAGCAGGCUCAGGAUGCGGCCGGGAUGGACAGGGGGCGCGCCCUUGCUGGUGUUAGUGCUCAGUCAAGGCAUUUUACAUUGUUGUGUGGCAUACAAUGUGGGUCUCCUAGGAGCAAAGAUAUUUUCUGGUCCUUCAAGCGAACAGUUUGGCUAUGCUGUGCAGCAGUUUAUAAACCCAGAAGGCAACUGGUUACUAGUUGGCUCACCUUGGAGCGGCUUUCCUGAGAACCGAAUGGGAGACGUGUAUAAAUGUCCUGUAGAUCUGCCCACUGCGACAUGUGAAAAACUGCAUCUGGAAACUGCCACAACCAUUCCCAAUGUUACUGAAAUGAAAACCAACAUGAGCCUUGGCUUGACACUCACAAGGAACGGAGGAACCGGAGGAUUUCUUACGUGCGGUCCCCUGUGGGCACAGCAAUGCGGAAGCCAGUAUUAUGCAACUGGUGUUUGUUCUGAUAUCAGUCCCGAUUUCCAGCUCUUGGCCAGCUUUGCACCUGCAGUUCAGACCUGCCCUUCUCUCAUAGAUGUUGUGGUUGUAUGUGAUGAGUCAAACAGUAUUUAUCCCUGGGAUGCAGUAAAGAAUUUUUUGGAAAAAUUUGUUCAAGGCCUGGAUAUAGGCCCCACAAAGACACAGGUGGGGUUAAUUCAGUAUGCCAACAACCCAAGAGUUAUAUUUAACCUGAACACUUUCAAAACCAAAGAUGCAAUGAUUGAAGCAAUGUCCCGGACAUACCAAUUUGGUGGAGAUCUCACAAAUACAUUCAAAGCAAUUCAAUAUGCAAAAGAUUUCGCUUAUGUGGCAGCUGCCGGAGGACGACCAGGUGCUACCAAAGUAAUGGUGGUUGUAACUGAUGGUGAAUCACAUGAUGGUUCAAUGCUGAAGGCCGUGAUUGAUGAGUGCAACAAUGACAAUAUAUUGAGGUUUGGCAUAGCGGUUCUUGGGUACUUAAACAGAAAUGACCUUGACACUAAAAAUUUAAUAAAAGAAAUUAAAGCAAUUGUCAGCAUUCCAACAGAAAGGUACUUUUUCAACGUGUCUGAUGAAGCAGCUCUACUAGAAAAGGCUGGGACACUAGGAGAACAAAUUUUUAGCAUUGAAGGUACUAUUCAAGGAGGAGACAACUUCCAGAUGGAAAUGUCACAAGUGGGAUUCAGCGCAGAUUACUCUCUUCAGAAGGAUAUUCUGAUGCUGGGCGCAGUAGGAGCUUAUGGCUGGAGUGGUACUGUGGUCCAGCAGACCGCUCAUGGACAUUGGAUCUUUCCUAAACAAGCCUUUGACCAAAUUCUGCAAGAUAAAAAUCACAGUUCAUAUUUAGGUUACUCUGUGGCUGCAAUUUCUACGGGAAAAGACGUUCACUUUGUUGCUGGUGCUCCUCGGGCAAAUUAUACUGGCCAGAUAGUGCUGUACAGUGUUAACGAGAACGGCAAUGUCACCAUUAUUCAGGCUCACCGAGGUGACCAGAUCGGCUCCUACUUUGGUAGUGUGCUGUGCUCGGUUGAUGUGAAUAAAGACACCAUUACGGAUGUGCUCCUGGUGGGUGCGCCAAUGUACAUGAAUGACCUAAAGAAAGAGGAAGGAAGGGUCUACCUGUUUACUAUCACAAAGGGCAUUUUGAAUUGGCACCAAUUUCUCGAAGGCCCUGAUGGUAUUGAAAAUGCUCGGUUUGGUUCAGCGAUUGCAGCUCUUUCAGAUAUCAACAUGGAUGGCUUUAAUGAUGUAAUAGUCGGUUCACCUUUGGAAAAUCAGAACUCUGGAGCUGUGUACAUCUACAAUGGGCACGAAAGCACCAUUCACAUGAAGUAUUCCCAGAAAAUCUUGGGAUCUGACGGAGCCUUUGGGAGCCAUCUCCAGUACUUUGGAAGAUCUUUGGAUGGCUACGGUGAUUUAAAUGGGGAUUCCAUCACCGAUGUGUCUAUCGGUGCUUUUGGACAAGUGGUUCAGCUCUGGUCACAGAGUAUUGCUGAUGUAUCUGUGAAUGCCUCCUUCACACCAGAAAAAAUUAUUUUGUUCAACAAGAAUGCUGACAUAAAACUCAAACUCUGUUUCAGUGCCAAGUUUAGACCUACCAAGCAAAACAGUCAAGUGGCCAUUACAUACAACCUCACAAUUGAUGCAGACCUGUAUUCAUCCAGAGUAACCUCUAGGGGGUUAUUUAAAGAAAAUAACGAAAGAUGCCUGCAGAAGAAUAUGAUAGUAAGUCAAACAAAGAGCUGCUCUGAGUACGUCAUCCACAUACAGAAGCCCUCCGAUGUUGUCAGCUCUUUGGAUCUGUGUGUGAACAUCAGUCUGGAAAAACCUGGCACCAGCCCCGCCCUUGAAGCCUACUCUGAGAAGGCCAAGGUCUUCAGUAUCCCUUUCUACAAGGACUGUGGGGAUGAUGGAAUCUGCAGCUCUGAUCUAGUUCUAGAUGUCCAACAGCUGGCAGCUGCUGAGCCCUUUAUUGUCAGCAACCAAAACAAAAGGUUAACAUUUUCAGUAAUGCUGAAAAACAAAAGGGAAAGUGCCUACAACACUGCAAUUGUUAUUGACUUUUCAGAAAACUUGUUUUUCGCUUCCUGGACCAUGCCGGUUGAUGGGACAGAAGUAAUAUGCCAGAUUGCUGCAUCUCAGAAGUCUGUUACCUGUGACGUAGGCUACCCUGCUUUAAAGAGACAGCAACAGGUGACUUUCAUGAUUAACUUUGACUUCAAUCUUCAAAACCUUCAGAAUCGGGCAUCUGUCAGUUUCCAAGCCUUAAGUGAAAGCUCUGAAGAAAACAUGGCAGAUAACUUGGUCAAUUUCAAAAUCCCUCUGCUGUAUGACGCCGAGAUUCAUAUAACGAGAUCUACCAACAUAAAUUUUUAUGAAGUCUCCUCGGAGGGGAAUGUUCCUUCAGUCGUGCACAGUUUUGAAGAUAUUGGUCCAAAAUUCAUCUUCUCUGUUAAGGUAACAACAGGAAGUGUCCCCGUCAGCAUGGCGUCCGUGAUCAUCCACAUCCCUCAAUACACCAAAGAAAAGAACCCGUUGAUGUACGUGACGGGGGUGCACACAGAUCAGGCUGGCGACAUCAGUUGUAGUGCCGAAAUAAAUCCACUGAAAAUAGGACACACAGCUGCUUCUGUAUCUUUCAAGAGUGAAAAUUUCCGGCACAUAAAAGAAUUGAACUGUAGAAGUGCUUCGUGUAGUAAUGUUACCUGCUGGCUGAGUGACCUUCAGGUCAAAGGAGAGUACUUCCUUAAUGUGUCUACCAGAAUUUGGAAUGGGACUUUUGCAGCAUCCACUUUCCAGACGGUACAGCUGACGGCGUCUGCAGAAAUCGACACCUAUAACCCCCAGAUAUAUGUGAUCGAAGAAAACACAGUCACGAUUCCCAUUACGAUAAUGAAACCUCAUGAGAAAGCUGAAGUACCAACCGGAGUUAUAGUAGGAAGUGUGAUUGCUGGAAUCCUUUUGCUAUUAGCUCUGGUUGCAGUUUUAUGGAAGCUCGGCUUCUUCAAAAGAAAAUAUGAAAAAAUGUCCAAAACUGUGGAUGAGAUCGACGAGUCCACAGAACUCAACAGCUGAGCCCCAGAGGUCUCUGCAGCGCGAGCUGGUGGCAGCACGGCCCGGGUUUGCUAUUUGCACGAACGGGUUUGUUUUAAGUCCCAGAGCUUUAUGUGUAAGCAGUAGACUGGCUCGCUAUUUUACGAAAACUGCAGCUUCUAGAAGCUCACUGAGGUGUGCUGCCUUCUCCAGUAAUUCAGGAUUAGCCACCUUUUUGGCCCUUGUCCAGAUCUCCCAUUUGUUGGAGCGGCUGCUCUCUACCAGGUAUGAGGAAGAAAAAUCAUCUCACUUACAUACUUGCAUUGAAUAAUCCCCUGAACUCCAGGGAGCUAUUUUCCUUUAUUGCUACAUAAGUAAGAAAAAUAAGCCACAGUGAAUUUCUAAUUGUUGGAAUUUCAGGCAGUGUAAACAAGGUACAAAACAAAACUUGGCAAUUUGCAAGAAAUUACAAGGAGAGCUUGGAAACGCCCAAAUUAGCAGGUGCACCCUCUGUGUGUGUGAGCGCUACUGGAGGACUUAAACGUCCAGAAGAAGGACUCCCACCUGGGCAAAUACGCUCAUCAGUUGCACAACUCCUUUGAUUUCUGGGAAACAAAUCAAAUUGGAAAAGUAAUCAACAUUAAUGAGAAAAGCGCUUAACCAAGAAUGAGACUCUAAAGUGUUAUUUUAAUUAUAAACCCCUCUUCACACCACAUCACUGAAUUAUAAAGUUACUUACUCUGGA
Molecule: messenger RNA, 4308 nt
Organism: Suricata suricatta (meerkat)
Lineage: Eukaryota; Metazoa; Chordata; Mammalia; Carnivora; Herpestidae
Gene: ITGA2
Product: integrin subunit alpha 2
Exons: 32
Coding region: 75-3605 (1176 amino acids)
Biological process (GO): cell-matrix adhesion; cell adhesion mediated by integrin; cell-cell adhesion
Cellular component (GO): external side of plasma membrane; integrin complex
Molecular function (GO): integrin binding
Source: RefSeq, a predicted model, not a curated record